Molecule: messenger RNA, 462 nt
Organism: Arabidopsis thaliana (thale cress)
Lineage: Eukaryota; Viridiplantae; Streptophyta; Magnoliopsida; Brassicales; Brassicaceae
Product: Myb/SANT-like DNA-binding domain protein
Exons: 2
Coding region: 1-462 (153 amino acids)
Source: RefSeq, marked reviewed
AUGAAUAAUUAUACUAUUAAGCAUCCUACUUCUAUCGGUAGAGACUAUAUGGUUGAAAAGUUCAAUCAAGUGUUCAACAUGAAUAGAACUUAUGUUUUCUUCAAAAACAAGCAUGAUGAAUUAAAAAAGAGUUACAAGGGAUGGAAGUUUCUUACGCAUAAAACUGGCAUCUCUGUUGAUCCUAAGACAUCAAUGAUAUUUGCAUAUGACGUAUGGUGGAGAGAACGAGAGUUUGUAGGCGUGGAAGUAGUUCACAAAGAUCUGGGAGAAGCGCAUAAGUUUUUGUUGGAAGUGGUUCACGAGGAAAUCGUAGAAGACAAUCUUUUGAAACAACUAUACAAGACACUAUUGCUGGUUAUAGAGAAUUUCAACGACAAAGUUUUCAACAACUUCGUCCCGAUGCUUUUGACCAAGAUGAUUACAAUGAAUUUAAAAAGGCAGAAGCGAUAUUUGUUGCGCUAG